Molecule: messenger RNA, 2253 nt
Organism: Paramecium tetraurelia
Lineage: Eukaryota; Ciliophora; Oligohymenophorea; Peniculida; Parameciidae
Exons: 2
Biological process (GO): glucan catabolic process
Molecular function (GO): beta-glucosidase activity
Source: RefSeq, a predicted model, not a curated record
AUGAUUAACUAAUUGCUUUUCGUAUCAUUCUUGUUCUUAACUAAUGGAGUUGGAUUAUUUGAAUAAUACUAUCCAUUAGCUGAUGAGAUAGCCUAGUCUAUGACUUUGCAGUAAAAGAUCGGUCAAACAUUAUAAGUGGAUAUUACAAGCUUUAAUGAUGAUUAAGGAAAUACCCAUUAUGAACAAAUAUCCUAACACUUCUUAGGUUCGAUAUUAGUAGGUGGUAAUGGAUGUCCAGAUGGAAGAGGAAACAUAAUUGCAUCAGACAAUUGUUUCGCAGCAACUAAUGCAAAUUGGAGAGAUGUAGCUUAGAAGAGCUUGAAAUAGAAGGUAGUUGUAAAUGUUCCUGGUCAUGGGGAAACAACCAUUAAUUUAUUAUUGGGUACUGAUGCAGUCCAUGGAAACCAACAUUCUGUUGGAGCAGUGCUCUUCCCUCACAACAUUGGUUUGGCUGCUAGUCACAAUGUAGAAAAUUACAUCAAAGCUGCUUAUUGGACCAAGCAAAGCAUUUUGGAUUGUGGUUUUAACUUUGCCUUUGCCCCUACUGUGGCUGUUUCUCAUAAUCCAAAAUGGGGUCGAUUUUAUGAAACCUAGGGAGCAGAUCCUAAAUUCAUUAAAGAAAUUGGCAGAGCAUACAUAAAGGAGUUAUAAGAUGACGAUGGUAAAAAAAUAAAAGGAGUAUUGGGAUCAACCAAACAUUAUUUCGGAGAUGGCGCCACUUAUAAUGGAUACGAUGAGGGUAAUUGCAGAGUUGAGAAUUUCGAUGUGUUCUAUAACAACAAUAUCUAGGGAUACGUCGGAGCUUUGGAAGCUCAUACAGGAACCAUAAUGGUUAGUUAUAGUGCUAUUAAUGAAUUAGCCAUGAGCAUUAGUGAUUUAAUUAAUGUGGAUUUGAAACAAAAUUAAAAAUUCGAUGGGUUCAUUAUCAGUGAUUAUAAUGCUGCAAUUAAAGUGGCUUAUCAAGGUCUACCUACAACUCAUACAAAAAUGACGAUUGAAGAUGCAUAUACUAAAUCAUUUAAUGCUGGAAUGGACAUGUAGAUGGUAGAUGGUGCAGUCGGAUGGUAUGAAGAAGUGAUGAACAAUAUCAUAGCAUAAGGCAGAAUUUCAGCUGAAAGAUUGAAUGAUGCAGUAAAAAGAAUUUUGGCUGUUAAAUUGGCUAUGAACUUGAUAGAUGUGCCUUAAACAUUAGCCAAAAAGCAUAAUUAUACAUAAGAGAAAAAAGAAGAAGAGAAAGUUGAACAAAAGGAUGUGUCCAAUGACAGUAAUGAUGCUGAAUAUUAUGAUGCUUUGAGAUCAGCCAAGGAAUCUUUGGUCUUAUUGAAAAACAAAUAGAAUUUAUUGCCAAUUAAUAAAUACAAAAUCACUAAUGUUAUUCUGUUGGGAGAAAGACUUUGGUCCUUCAAAGGGGAAUUCAAGAGGGUGUAUUAAGAUUUCGAUAACAUUGGAGCAUAAAAUGGAGGUUGGACUAUAAGAUGGUAAGGAUUCAAUGGAAAUGAAUAUUGGUCGAAUGAUCUUAAAACAUCAUCAAAGGCUUCAUCCAUACUUGAUGCCAUUAAGAGCAGAUUCAACACAGCCAAUAUUUAUUAUAUCCAAUACUCAGAUCCUACAAAUCUAUAGUUGAUAAAUUAACAAAGAGGCAAUUUCAGAAAUGAGAUCAUUAAUAAUUAAGAUUAAUUUAGUAGAGAAAACACAUUGAUCAUCAAUACUCUUGCAGAAAAUCCAUAUGCUGAAUUCAUGGGAGAUAUAGAUUGCGAAUAUUGCAAAUCUUAAGACAAAUACGGAUGCAUCUAUAAUAAUUGGCUCAAUCAAUAUCUACCUGAUGAAUAACCAACCACUCUAGAGAUCAAUAUUGGAGAUUACGAAAAACAAAUUAUCAAUAUUGUGAGAUAGAAGGAUGUGGAUAUCCCUGUUGUCACAGUCUUAUUUAGUGGUAGACCUAUGAUUAUCACUAAUCCACUUUCAGUGAGUACAGCAUUUGUGGCAGCUUGGUGGCCAGGUACUGCUGGUGGUGAGGCUGUUGUUCAAUCUCUUUUUGGCGAAUAUUUAUUCAAAUCUUAAGGUAAACUCAAUACACUUCCUGUCCCAUGGAUGAGAAAUAUGUACUAGAUCUCAAACUAUCCCAUCUACGGCAACGAAGUCCCCUAAAUUGAAGAUCCUCUUUUCGAAGAAGGUUUUGGGUUAGAAACAAGACCACAAAACAGUUAAUGAGUCAUUAAAUAUUAUACAUAUAAAACACACAAACUAAUAUAA